Molecule: messenger RNA, 2908 nt
Organism: Gorilla gorilla gorilla (western lowland gorilla)
Lineage: Eukaryota; Metazoa; Chordata; Mammalia; Primates; Hominidae
Gene: SLC27A3
Product: solute carrier family 27 member 3
Exons: 10
Coding region: 313-2748 (811 amino acids)
Biological process (GO): long-chain fatty acid metabolic process
Cellular component (GO): plasma membrane; endoplasmic reticulum membrane; mitochondrion
Molecular function (GO): long-chain fatty acid-CoA ligase activity
Source: RefSeq, a predicted model, not a curated record
GGAGAGCAUUUGCUGGCUGGCCCCAAUUAUUGUACCCUUGCCCAAAGGGAGGGGCCUCUGCGUGACCCCUCAGAAAUCUAGCAGUCUGGGUUUCCACCUUUCCCCUAUUUAACUCUCAGCCCCCACCCAUCCCCUGGGGUUGCGGCCGGCAGGCCGGGACUUGCAGAACCAAAUGGGCCAGGGGCCAAGUUCAUUCUUUUGGGAGAGAGCAAUGGUACCUUCCCUUAACGGGAAAACGAGAAAUAUUGAGGGGAAGAUGGACUGCGAUCCAAACGCCCUGGCUCUCAGGCCUGGACUCUAGGGCUUAGCCAGAUGCCUAAACCGCCCAAGCCGAGAAAGAACUUAGAAGACAGACAUAACCCUGGGAUUGAGGGAAGGCGCGAGCACCGCCCAGGACCUGGUAGGGUGCGAGCCGCGAGCAGUCCGGGAGGGAGCGCGCCUAGGGCGGAGCGUAGGCUGUGGGGGGAGGGCUGGGAGUCCGGGGCCGCCCCACACCCGCACUCCUCCCGGGUUUCUGCUCUCCGCCCGUGUGGAGUGGUGGGGGCCUGGGUGGGAAUGGGCGUGUGCCAGCGCACGCGCGCUCCCUGGAAGGAGAGGUCUCAGCUAGAACGAGCGGCCCUAGGUUUUCGGAAGGGAGGAUCAGGGAUGUUUGCGAGCGGCUGGAACCAGACGGUGCCGAGGGAGGAAGCGGGCUCCAUGGCUGCCCUCCUGCUGCUGCCCCUGCUGCUGUUGCUACCGCUGCUGCUGCUGAAGCUACACCUCUGGCCGCAGUUGCGCUGGCUCCCGGCGGACUUGGCCUUUGCGGUGCGAGCCCUGUGCUGCAAAAGGGCUCUUCGAGCUCGCGCCCUGGCCGCGGCUGCCGCCGACCCGGAAGGUCCCGAGGGGGGCUGCAGCCUGGCCUGGCGCCUCGCGGAACUGGCCCAGCAGCGCCCCGCGCACACCUUUCUCAUUCACGGCUCGCGGCGCUUUAGCUACUCGGAGGCGGAGCGCGAGAGUAACAGGGCUGCACGCGCCUUCCUACGUGCGCUAGGCUGGGACUGGGGACCCGACGGCGGCGACAGCGGCGAGGGGAGCGCUGGAGAAGGCGAGCGGGCAGCGCCGGGAGCCGGAGAUGCAGCGGCCGGAAGCGGCGCGGAGUUUGCCGGAGGGGACGGUGCCGCCAGAGGUGGAGGAGCCGCCGCCCCUCUGUCACCUGGAGCAACUGUGGCGCUGCUCCUCCCCGCUGGCCCAGAGUUUCUGUGGCUCUGGUUCGGGCUGGCCAAGGCCGGCCUGCGCACGGCCUUUGUGCCCACCGCCCUGCGCCGGGGCCCCCUGCUGCACUGCCUCCGCAGCUGCGGCGCGCGCGCGCUGGUGCUGGCGCCAGAGUUUCUGGAGUCCCUGGAGCCGGACCUGCCCGCCCUGAGAGCCAUGGGGCUCCACCUGUGGGCUGCAGGCCCAGGAACCCACCCUGCUGGAAUUAGCGAUUUGCUGGCUGAAGUGUCCGCUGAAGUGGAUGGACCAGUGCCAGGAUACCUCUCUUCCCCCCAGAGCAUAACAGACACGUGCCUGUACAUCUUCACCUCUGGCACCACGGGCCUCCCCAAGGCUGCCCGGAUCAGUCAUCUGAAGAUCCUGCAAUGCCAGGGCUUCUAUCAGCUGUGUGGUGUCCACCAGGAAGAUGUGAUCUACCUCGCCCUCCCACUCUACCACAUGUCCGGCUCCCUGCUGGGCAUUGUGGGCUGCAUGGGCAUUGGGGCCACAGUGGUGCUGAAGUCCAAGUUCUCGGCUGGUCAGUUCUGGGAAGAUUGCCAGCAGCACAGGGUGACGGUGUUCCAGUACAUUGGGGAGUUGUGCCGAUACCUUGUCAACCAGCCCCCGAGCAAGGCAGAACGUGGCCAUAAGGUCCGGCUGGCAGUGGGCAGCGGGCUGCGCCCAGAUACCUGGGAGCGUUUUGUGCGGCGCUUCGGGCCCCUGCAGGUGCUGGAGACAUAUGGACUGACAGAGGGCAACGUGGCCACCAUCAACUACACAGGACAGCGGGGCGCUGUGGGGCGUGCUUCCUGGCUUUACAAGCAUAUCUUCCCCUUCUCCUUGAUUCGCUAUGAUGUCACCACAGGAGAGCCAAUUCGGGACCCCCAGGGGCACUGUAUGGCCACAUCUCCAGGUGAGCCAGGGCUGCUGGUGGCCCCCGUAAGCCAGCAGUCCCCAUUCCUUGGCUAUGCUGGCGGGCCAGAGCUGGCCCAGGGGAAGUUGCUAAAGGAUGUCUUCCGGCCUGGGGAUGUUUUCUUCAACACUGGGGACCUGCUGGUCUGCGAUGACCAAGGUUUUCUUCGCUUCCAUGAUCGUACUGGAGACACCUUCAGGUGGAAGGGGGAGAAUGUGGCCACAACCGAGGUGGCAGAGGUCUUUGAGGCCCUGGAUUUUCUUCAGGAGGUGAACGUCUAUGGAGUCACUGUGCCAGGGCAUGAAGGCAGGGCUGGAAUGGCAGCCCUAGUUCUGCGUCCCCCCCACUCUUUGGACCUUAUGCAGCUCUACACCCACGUGUCUGAGAACUUGCCACCUUAUGCCCGGCCCCGAUUCCUCAGGCUCCAGGAGUCUUUGGCCACCACAGAGACCUUCAAACAGCAGAAAGUUCGGAUGGCAAAUGAGGGCUUCGACCCCAGCACGCUGUCUGACCCACUGUACGUUCUGGACCAGGCUGUAGGUGCCUACCUGCCCCUCACAACUGCCCGGUACAGCGCCCUCCUGGCAGGAAACCUUCGAAUCUGAGAACUUCCACACCUGAGGCACCUGAGGGAGGGACUCUGUGGGGUAGGGGCCAUUGCAGGUGUACUGGGCUGUCAGGGAUCUUGUCUAUACCAGAACUGCGGUCAGUGUUGUUUUCUAAUAAAUGUGGCUGGAGCUGAUCCAGCUGUCUUUCUGACCUACA